UGCAGCAGCAGCGGCAGGUGCAGCGCGCUGCUGCGGCCACAGGUGUCGCCAGAUCUCCCGGUGAGGCGUCCACAGAGGCAGGCAGCGGGCAGAUGAGCCGCAGCAGCAGCAGCAGCAGCGGGAGGAACCAGCCAGUCCAACCUCCACACUCUCCAUGUUGGAACACAGCAACUUCUCCUCCAGCCGACUCUGACCGUCCAGCGCUGCCCACUACUGCCCCGCCGGCUAACACUCCCGUGCUAUGCCCGCUGGACCGGGGAGGACGCCCGGAAACAACCGCAUGAGCGCCGCCGCCGCCGACACCGAGUGAGACAGGCUGCACCCACAAAGGCUCCUGGAUGCAGUGUCUCCUGCAGCUCAGGUGAAAGAGGACGAGCAGGUUGUCAGGAUGAAGGAGGAGAAUUUGUUCCAUCGGAGGUUUUCUCUGUGCCCCAACGCCACCUCCCCACCCAAAAUUGACCCCCGCACCCUCACCCGGAACUUGUCUUAUGGAGGAGACAACGACCUUUACAACCUCAGCCCAGGCAGUGAGACAGACAGGAACGGUCUCUCCAUGCUGAGUAAUGAACUUAGUCCUGCCCAAUCACCAGGCAGCAAGUCUGAGUCCAGGAUGUUUAAUGGAGUUGAGAAGGACUGUCCCUCCCCCACAGAGAAGCUGGCCCGGAAGGAGUCUCUCAAGGUCCAAAAGCAGAAUUACAGGCAAGAGAAGAAACGGGCAGCUAAAGAACUGUUCAGUGCACUAAAGGAUCCCAGUGUUGUCAUCAUGUCCAACUGGCUAAAGAUCCGAGGCUCUUUAAAGAGUUGGACCAAGUUGUGGUGCGCCCUGAAACCUGGAGUUCUUUUGAUUUAUAAGACCCCCAAAACGGACCACUGGGUGGGCACCAUCCUCCUCAGUGCAUGCAAGCUGAUCGAGAGACCUUCAAAGAAGGACGGUUUCUGUUUCAAGCUCUAUCAUCCGCUGGACAAAUCUAUCUGGGCUAUUAAGGGUCCCAAAGGAGAGACGGUUGGCUCCAUCACGCAGCCUCUACCCAGCAACUACCUAAUCUUCAGGGCUGCCUCAGAGUCGGAUGGCCGAUGCUGGAUGGAUGCCCUGGAGCUGGCUCUCAGCUGCUCCAGUCUCUACAAGCUGACAGCCAAAGCAGGGAGAGAAGGAGAUAUCAGCACAUCUUCAGAGUCCUCUCAUAUACUCCAGCUGCUGCAGUCUACCGCACUCACCGACACAGAGUUGCUACAGUUGAAUGACGCUGUGCUGCUGGGCAAUCACCACAUGGAGCAUGAUGGCUUUUCUGACAAAUCAGAGCGAGAGGCUCACGACGACUGGGACACUACGCCCAAUGAGAACGGUGGACGGCUGACGGAGGAGAGUGACAUGGACCAAUCAGAUGAGGUGUCCCCCGGGCCACAGGCCACAGCCUAUGUAGAGCAGAGCGCAGAGGAGAUGGCUGAGGUUGGGGAGGCGUCCCAGGUUGAAACUGUAUCCGAGGAGAACAAGGGUCUGAUCUGGAGCCUGCUGAAGCAGCUACGGCCGGGAAUGGACCUGUCCAAGGUGGUGCUGCCCACCUUCAUCCUGGAGCCACGUUCCUUCCUGGACAAGCUGGCUGACUACUACUACCACGCUGAUCUGCUCUCACAAGCUGUGCUGGAGGAGAGUGCAUAUGGUCGUAUCAAGCAGGUGUUGAGAUGGUACUUGUCUGGUUUCUACAAGAAGCCUAAGGGUCUGAAGAAGCCUUACAACCCAAUCCUGGGGGAGAACUUCCGCUGCUGCUGGCUUCACCCUCAGACCAACAGCUGCACUUUCUACAUAGCUGAACAGGUGUCCCACCAUCCGCCCAUCUCUGCCUUUUACAUCUGCAAUAGAAAAGAUGGUUUUUCUAUCAGUGGAAGCAUCCUGGCCAAGUCCAAGUUCUAUGGAAACUCUCUGUCUGCUAUUCUCGAUGGAAAAGCGAAGCUGCUGUUCCUCAGCAGAGAUGAGGAGUAUGUCAUCACAAUGCCCUACGCUCACUGCAAAGGUAUCCUGUACGGCACCAUGACACUAGAGCUGGGCGGGAAGGUCACCAUCGAGUGUGAGAAAACCAAAUGUUUCACAGAGCUGGAGUUCAAACUAAAGCCUUUCCUUGGAGGCUCCUGCUCCGUGAAUCAGAUCAGCGGGAAGAUCUUUGUCGGCGAGGAGCUGCUGGCCACUGUUGAUGGACACUGGGACAGCGAGGUGUUCAUUCAUGAAAAGCGCUCAGGCCAGCAGGAGACGCUAUGGAACCCGACUGCAGACAUCCGCAGCAGCCGGCUCAAGAGACAAGUGGUACAGAUCGACCAGCAGGGAGAGUUCGAGUCUGAAAGACUGUGGCAGCAUGUGACCAGUGCCAUCAUGGAUCGGGACCAGAUGCGGGCCACCCAGGAAAAGUUUGUUUUAGAGGAAGCUCAGCGGAGAGAGGCCAGGGAGAGAGGAGACAAACCCUGGAGCUCACGACUUUUCCAUCAGGACCCCAUCACCUCCGAGUGGACCUACAGGCACAUGGAAACGCGGCCGUGGGACCCUGAGCACUGCCUGGUUCAGUUCGAGAAGGACGGAGUGAUUCAGACGCAUAAGAAACGGCAGAGACAACACAGUGAACUGUCGUACAGUCACAGCUGGACCAGCCAACAGAAGGCUGAGGUGAACGGGAAGCACAGGAAGGCGAGCAGCCAACCGUCCAGCUGCAGCCAGAACACAGAGAGCAGCAGCACCACACCUGAACCCACACAAGAGUCAUCAGACAAUGAAGGGUUUUCGAGCCAGUGUGCACGGUGCAGUAAAGAGGUAAAGGACAUCGCCCUGAUAGAAGCCUCCAUCACAUCCAUACAGAAUACGCAGCAGGAUAUUCAGAGGAACCUGGUGGUCCUGAGUCGUCAGCUGGCUCUUCGGAGGGAGACAGAGAACAGCGUCUCGUUAACAGGCCGUCACUGUCUCAUCCUCUGUGUUCUGCUCCUCUCUCAGCUCCUCCUCAACUACGUCUUCACCUGAGCCUGCUCCUCAGGGAGGGAGUUUCCUUCCAGCACUGAUUUGACAUGAGAUCCUUCCAGAAAGCACAGACUCUAAUCAGCAGUGGGGGCAAAGACCUCAGAUCAGUGUCAGGAGGGGAACUUUGUCCCGCUUGUUUCCUCCGCGAGGGGAGGAGCACAGACAUUAUAGCAAUAAACACAGCCACCGCCUGUCAGUCACCUGCUGAGAGGAACGGCACCCCCUAGUGUAGCCAGACUGAAAGAGCACCGGCACCCAAGCACUUUGGACAGGAAAUGAGGAAUGAGAGACGAGCUCGGCUUAAAAAGAUUUAGAUAAUGAAGAUGAAAUGUAUGAAGAAGAAUGAUUUCACAAAAAGAAAUGACAGAGAGGAUGUUUCACCAUUCCUUAGUGUCUUUUUAUAUCACCCUGUAAUACUGUAUAUCUGUGAGUGUGCUUGUAUGUGUGUUGUCCGUAUCUACAGUAGGGCCCUAUGGGUGCAGGCAGAUCACCGCUCCUUCUCCCCUUCCACUCCAGAUUUUUGGGCCUUAACGCUGAAGCCAAAAAAAAAAGAAGAAGAAGAAGUAAAACGCAACUUGUACAAACGAA
Messenger RNA from Paralichthys olivaceus (Japanese flounder), 3583 nucleotides. It is a transcript of the gene osbpl5, whose product is annotated as oxysterol binding protein-like 5. NCBI's taxonomy places the organism in Eukaryota, Metazoa, Chordata, Actinopteri, Pleuronectiformes, Paralichthyidae. Gene Ontology annotation, cellular component: intracellular membrane-bounded organelle; membrane; cytosol. The record is from RefSeq and is a predicted model, not a curated record. Gene Ontology annotation, molecular function: cholesterol binding.